UUUUGUGUCCACACCAUGAACGACUGCGGGAAAAAGAAUUGCCACUGUUUCGUCUACAAGAAGGGAAAGAAGGGCGCUCCGCCGCAGCCCGGUCAGCUGAAGUUCACCAUCGCGGAGACUUGCGAGCGCAUCAAAGAGGAGUUCAAUUUCCUACAGGCUCAGUACCACACGCUCAAGCUAGAGUGUGAGAAGUUGGCAAGUGAGAAGACUGAGAUGCAGAGGCACUAUGUUAUGUAUUAUGAAAUGUCAUACGGGUUAAAUGUGGAAAUGCACAAACAGACUGAAAUUGCAAAACGACUUAACGCCAUCAUAGCUCAAGUGUUACCCUUCCUAGCCCAAGAGCACCAACAGCAAGUAGCGACUGCUGUGGAGCGAGCUAAGCAAGUAACCAUGACAGAGCUGAACGCAAUCAUUGGGCAACAGCAGCAGCAAGGCUUGCAGCAACUUCUGCAACAGAUCCAUGCCCAGCAGUUACCUCACGGUCCACCCGGCCUACCGAUGGGACCGCAUCCCCCCGCCUCGCUGCUAGGGUUCCCCGCCAACCCGCCGCCCCAUCCCCUGCUCAAGGCCGCAGAGCUACAUGCAGCCAGAGAGCCUGUGGAUCUCAAGGGUCCACCUUCACUGCCAGAGGAUAGACUGAGAAGCUCUGUCUCCCCUGGGGAAAAGUAUCGCCCUCGAUCGCCCGCAGAAGGGGAGGUCAAGCGACGGAAACACGAAAAACUACAACCUCAUGACAGUGAUGGUGAGAAGAGUGACCAGGAACUGGUAGUGGAUGUAGCGAAUGAGGAGGGUGGAUCCCCGCACCACAACGGAGACCACCUGGGUGGGGACAUCCGGGAGAACGGGGACAAGCUGUGUGGCGCGGGGGCUGCUGUGAAGCUGGAGCGGCCGGGCAGUCGCAGUGGCUCCUGUAGCAGCAACCGCAGCACGCCUUCUCUGAAAAGUAAAGAUAUGGAAAAGCCGCCAACCCCAGUGUCCAAGUCGAGCACGCCCACGUUGCCGGGGGGGCCUGGGGGAUCCAAGCCCCCCGUGCCCCCCGCUCUACACCUGCCCAACCCCUCGCCUUUUGCCCUCGCCCGUAACGCAGACCCAUUCAACGCCGCAGCCUCCCCCUACUCCAGACCCAAUAUGAUGGCUUUCGAUGGCCACCCCCACACAAGAGGCCCUGUCGCCAGCACAAAUGGUCUCAACAUACCUGGUGGCAAGCCGGCCUACUCGUUCCACAUGAACGGCGAUGGACAACCACAACCAGUUCCGUUUCCCCCCGACGCACUGAUGGGCCCGGGCAUACCUCGCGCGGCGCGGCAGAUCAACACGCUCGGUCACGGCGAAGUGGUGUGUGCGGUCACCAUCAGCAACCCUACCAAAUACGUGUACACGGGGGGGAAAGGCUGCGUCAAGGUGUGGGACAUCAGCCAGCCACAGGCCAAGUCACCAGUGUCCCAGCUAGACUGUCUGCAAAGGGAUAACUACAUCCGGUCAGUAAAACUGCUGCCUGAUGCUCGUACGCUUAUCGUGGGAGGAGAGGCUAGUAACCUAAGUAUCUGGGACCUCGCCACCCCCACCCCUCGUAUCAAGGCAGAGCUUACGUCAUCUGCACCAGCUUGCUACGCCCUCGCCAUCAGCCCUGACUCAAAGGUGUGCUUUAGCUGUUGUUCGGAUGGGAACAUUGCCGUCUGGGACCUGCACAAUCAGGCACUAGUUCGGCAGUUUCAGGGGCACACAGACGGUGCUUCCUGCAUCGACAUUUCAGCUGAUGGCACACGGCUUUGGACAGGCGGCCUAGACAACACAGUGAGGUCGUGGGACUUGCGCGAGGGUCGGCAGCUGCACCAGCAUGACUUCUCCUCUCAGAUAUUCUCUCUAGGAUAUUGCCCGACGGGUGAGUGGUUGGCUGUGGGCAUGGAGAACAGUAACGUAGAGGUGUUACACACCCACAAGCCAGACAAGUACCAGCUUCACCUCCACGAGAGCUGCGUGCUGUCACUGCGGUUCGCUGCGUGUGGCAAAUGGUUCGUGUCCACAGGCAAGGAUAACCUCCUCAACGCUUGGCGGACACCAUAUGGUGCUUCAAUCUUUCAGUCUAAGGAAUCUUCUUCAGUGCUUAGUUGUGAUAUCUCUGCAGACGACAAGUACAUAGUGACGGGGUCAGGGGACAAAAAGGCAACUGUUUACGAAGUUAUUUACUGAAUGUUAGUGCGUGCGCGCGGGUGACUACAUUGUACAAAGUAUCUGUGUGGCUGUGUAUAGAAUAGUGGCAUUUGUGCCUCGGACUAAAAAAACAAAAGUGUAGUUUCUUUUUUCAGUUGUAAUUUUUAUUUUAAGAUCUGAUAAUUUAUUUGUGUAUAAGGCAUUUUCUCUCAGGUAUUCUGAAAGUUUUGUAUUUUGUUAUUGUUUUUUCUGCAUUCAUCAAGUGACAGAGCUUUGAUGUUUGGAUAUUUUAUCGCAUUUUUUUGUAAAAAUGACAAAGGCAUUCUUAUUUGUCUUGUUUUAAAAAUAAAUGUUUCCUUUUUA
Molecule: messenger RNA, 2514 nt
Organism: Homalodisca vitripennis (glassy-winged sharpshooter)
Lineage: Eukaryota; Metazoa; Arthropoda; Insecta; Hemiptera; Cicadellidae
Product: protein groucho-like
Biological process (GO): regulation of DNA-templated transcription; negative regulation of canonical Wnt signaling pathway
Cellular component (GO): nucleus; transcription regulator complex
Molecular function (GO): transcription corepressor activity; protein binding
Source: RefSeq, a predicted model, not a curated record